Messenger RNA from Colletotrichum fioriniae, 585 nucleotides. RefSeq lists its product as uncharacterized. Gene Ontology annotation, cellular component: phagophore assembly site. NCBI's taxonomy places the organism in Eukaryota, Fungi, Ascomycota, Sordariomycetes, Glomerellales, Glomerellaceae. Gene Ontology annotation, biological process: autophagy; autophagosome assembly. The record is from RefSeq and is a predicted model, not a curated record.
AUGCAGCAGAGCAGCGCUCCAGAGUUCAUCCUCGAGGCCUUUGCGGACCCGGCCUCCGUACGGGAUGUCGUCAAAGGAAUCCUCCACACAAUCUUCUUCCACCGCUUCUUCCCCGCCGUCGUUCCCUACACCCGCGAGGUCCUAGACCUGACCCUACCCUACGUCGACGACGUCGAGCUUGAGACCAUGAUCGAGCAGCGCGCCACCGCCCUCGUCCGCCAGCUCGACGCGGAGCGCUCCUCGUCCAGCUCCGGCGGCGGCGGCGGGCGCGGCCAGCUUACCGUUCAGUUCUUUGAGAAGAAGCGUCGCAAGGCCUGGCUCAUGCGCGGCGACGAGGAGGUCUGUUGGGAAUGCUGGACUGUAAAAGUCACGGUUGCGGAGCCCAGGACGGAGACUGAGCGAGCCAAAGUCCGAAAAGCCAUGGAGACGACGCUCAUGACCACCGUCAUGAAGGUCAUUACUUUCGUCAACGCGCACAAGGAUCAUAUCCCUCCGAUAACGACGCAGGGGUCGAACCCGUUUCCCUACCAGAUCAACAUUAACCAAAAGGAGUCGGGGUGGGCUACGAGGAUGGGUAUUUACUAA